AUGCUACUAUUUUGCAUACACACUUUGUCUCGACUGCACAUUCUCAUAUCGAUUCCGCAUAAGAAAGCAUUGACCUUUGUACAAGUGAUCAAAGCUCUACUCUCACCUUUUGAUACACCACAGACCUACCUUGUCAAGCGACGGAGAUAUCCAAACGCCUUCGAGAUAACUCGCCAGCACAACCUCGCCCACUCCAGAAAGCCAGGAUGUCCCAAUUCUAGUUCAUCUGCAAUCGAGUCGGAGCUCUUGAGCGACGCGGAAUUAUCCGACUUGUCUGAGGCAUCGUCGUCGAGUUCAUCGCAGUUUUCAGAUUAUGUACCCAGUGAUGAUGUGCAGAGCCAAGCAAAAGAAUCAGCAGUCUCCUCUCCUCUUAUCACACGACUCGACUCAGGAAGAGGUCCCGCAAAAUUACAAGACAGCGAAACGACUGUCCAAUCACGAGUAGUAGAUCAACUAGUACAACCAGCCAAGAUGCAGGUGACGAUUCCAGUUCAAAGCUCGCAGCCGGCAGAUCUUUGUCUGCGGCAGGUCUUCCAGCCCUGUCGACAGGACUUGGACAGUCCCAAGACAGCACUAUAG
Messenger RNA from Plenodomus lingam JN3, 579 nucleotides. The record is from RefSeq and is a predicted model, not a curated record. Lineage: Eukaryota; Fungi; Ascomycota; Dothideomycetes; Pleosporales; Leptosphaeriaceae.